Messenger RNA from Mercenaria mercenaria, 7309 nucleotides. RefSeq lists its product as uncharacterized. NCBI's taxonomy places the organism in Eukaryota, Metazoa, Mollusca, Bivalvia, Venerida, Veneridae. Gene Ontology annotation, molecular function: protein-glutamine gamma-glutamyltransferase activity. The record is from RefSeq and is a predicted model, not a curated record. Bases 168 to 6980 code for a protein of 2270 amino acids. Gene Ontology annotation, biological process: peptide cross-linking. The transcript is spliced from 47 exons.
GCGCCCUUUCGAUUUAAUUGUUUACGUAUGUGAUGUUAAGCGUGAUAUAGUAGUGUUUCGGAUGAAUGCGCCAAAAAAGUAGGCAAAAUGUUAAAAAAGUGGACGGGUAACUGAAGAACAGUAAUAGGUGGAUAUGUAACCAACUAACAUCUUGUAUAACAUUAAGGAUGUAUAGUGGUCGUUUGCCUGAGACAGGGAGAAGGCCUGUGCGCUGGGGGCGUCCACAUGACGAUUAUAUAUCAGAUUAUGAGGCACAUUUAGCAGCCUCAAACCGCUAUGUAAAUUACAACUCAACGACAUCGUCGAUAUAUGGAGGAGAUGCUGACGCUAUCAAAAUAUCUGACAUUGACCUGAUCAUCAGGUACAAUACACAGGCCCACCAUACUAAUGAGUUUGACAUUACCAAUGCGCAAGUAUAUGGGGCUAGCAAAGAAAUGCUUGUUGCUAGACGAGGUCAGCAGUUCUUCAUUAAGAUUACGUUCAACAGGCCGUAUGAUGCUGCGAAAGAUGACGUGCGUUUAGUUUUCCAAUUUGGAAAAAACCCUCUACCCUCAAAACAAAGUCAUAUAGAACUCUUCCUGUCUACAAAUUCAAAAUAUGACGAGAAGAAGUGGAGUGCUUCCAUUCAGUCUCAAGAUGACGAUUCAGUGACGCUUGUGGUUGUGCCGCCGCCGACAUGUGCUGUUGGUAAAUGGGCCCUAAAACUAGAUGUGGUGAAAUCAGUUGUGAACAUCAAGCCGACGGUUUUUAGAUACGUCUAUUGGGAUCCGAUAUAUAUUCUUUUCAAUCCUUGGUGCAAAGAUGAUCAGGUGUAUAUGAAGGAUGAAGAUUUACUUAAAGAAUACGUACUUAACGAGACAGGAAAACUAUAUAGCGGAAGUUCGGAAAAGAUUACCCAUUUUCCAUGGAAUUUUGGGCAGUUUUCAGGUCAUGUUCUGGACUGUGUUAUGUACUUACUGGACGAAAUGUCCGGGCUUUCCGACCAGUUACGCGGAGAUCCAGUUCAAGUUUCUCGCAGAAUAUCAAGUUUGGUUAACAGUAAGGACAAUAAUGGUGUGGUUAUGGGGAAUUGGAGCGGUAACUACGGAGACGGCACUUCACCACUUGGCUGGACAGGAAGUGUUGCAAUCCUUGAAGAAUACUACAGCACAAAAAGCCCAGUGAAAUAUGGACAAUGUUGGGUGUUCUCUGGAGUUGUUACAACAGUAUGCAGAGCUCUUGGUAUACCAGCAAGAAGUGUGAGCAAUUAUUUAUCUGCACAUGAUACUGAUGGCAGCAACACAAUAGACACAUACUUUAACAGUGAGUUUGAAGAAAUUGAAGAACUAAAUAACGACUCAGUUUGGAAUUUCCAUGUCUGGAAUGACGUAUGGAUGACACGGCCAGAUCUGCCGUCCGGAUAUAAUGGAUGGCAAGCUAUAGAUGCCACUCCACAAGAGGCAAGCGGAGGGAUCUACUGCAUGGGACCGAUGUCUUUAACAGCUAUCAAAACCGGAUAUGUACAUCUUCCAUAUGACGGUCCUUUCGUAUUUGCUGAGGUCAAUGGUGAUAAAAUCAUGUGGAUGAGUUACUCUCCGGGCAAACUGCGAGUAAUAAAUAUAUAUAAGGACAAAAUAGGUAAGUUUAUCAGCACGAAGAAACCAUUGGCACAUAGCACAAUAAACGACUGGAUGUCAAGUGCAGAUAUCGAUAGAGAGGACAUCACUGACCAAUACAAAUUCAGAGAAGGUUCAGAGGAAGAACGUGCUGCAGUUGAAAAGGCAAGUCGCCUCUCAACAACUGACAACGUGGAUGAAACUAGCAAAAAGGAUGUAGAAUUUGUGCUCAGUGCUGACAAAGAAACUUUUAUUGGCCAACCAUUAAAGAUUUCGCUGAGAGUUAAAAAUACUAGAAGUAAAAAGAAACGAACUGUUGCCGGUCAUAUCAAAGUAGCUACAAUGUAUUACACGGGGGUCACGUAUAAAGGAGUUGUGAAAGGGAGACUUCAGAGGACUGAACUAGAAGGGAAUGAGGAUAGAUCAUUCGUUAUGGAGGUUUUAGUGGACAAUUAUUUGGAUAAACUGACAGACCACUGCUUCUUCAGUAUAACUUGUUCAUGUAUGGUUGAGGAAACGGAACAAACGUUCGCCGAUACUGUGGAAGUGAGACUCAGAAAACCACAUCUCAGUAUAGAGGCACCAGAUACCGGUUAUGUUGGGCAGGCAUUCAGGGUUCGAACGUGGUUUCAGAACCCGCUACCUGUGAAAUUAACCAACUGUCAGCUACGUGUGGAAGGGCCAGGAAAACAACGACCUGUCACCUACAAUCUGCAAGGUGCUUAUACAGGACAAACAUUUGUGAUUGAGAUGACUCCAGUCAAAGCCGGAGAGAAGGAGAUUAUUAUAAACUUCAGCUGUGACCAACUCUACGCUGUCACCGCAUCACACCCAAUAUAUAUAAACGUGCCGGUUAUGAAUGAAAAUAGUGAAGUGUAUGCUUUGAGGUUUAGCAAGUUCACAAUAUCUUUCUUUGCAAGCAUAAAUAUUAGGAUGUAUGGUGGACGUUUUCCUGAAAUAGGGAGAAGGGAUGCACGCUGGGGGCGUUCGUAUAAUGAUUACGCAUCAAAUUACAUGGCCUCAAAUCGUUAUACAAAUAACAACUCUACAUAUGGAAGGGGAAAUGGCACAAUUAAAGUAUCAGGCAUUGACAUGUUCAUCAAGUAUAAUACACAGGCACACCACACUAAUGAGUUUGACAUCACCAAUGCACACGUUUAUGGAGCCAGGGACGAAGUGCUUGUUGUGAGACGAGGUCAACAGUUCUUCAUGAGAAUCAGGUUCAACAGGCCGUAUGAUGCCACAAGAGAUGACAUACGUUUAGUUUACCAAUUUGGGAAAACUCCCAGUUCGUCAAAAGAACGCUAUGUAGAACUCUUUCUGUCAGCACGUUCAAAGCCUAGUUUGAAUGAUUGGAAAGUUUCCAUUCACUCACAAGAUGGCGAUUCAGUGACGCUCGCGGUAGUGGCACCGCCGACAUGUGCUGUCGGUAAAUGGUCUCUACGAGUAGAUGUGGUGAAAUCAGUGUUGAACAACAAACCGACGGUGUUGAGUUUCGAAUAUAGGAAUCCUGUAUACAUUCUUUUCAAUCCUUGGUGUAAAGACGAUCAGGUGUAUAUGAAAGAAGAAGAUUUACUUGGAGAGUACAUACUUAACGAAACAGGAAAACUAUAUAGCGGAAGUAAAGAAAAGAUUACCCAUUUUCCAUGGAAUUUUGGACAGGUUAACAGUAGUGACAACAGUGGUGUUCUUAUUGGAAACUGGAGCGGUAACUAUGGAGAUGGUACUUCUCCACUUAGCUGGACCGGAAGUGUUGAUAUCUUAGAAGAAUACUACAGUACCAAAAGGCCGGUGAAGUAUGGACAAUGUUGGGUUUUCUCUGGAGUCGCUACAACAGUUUGUAGAGCUCUUGGAAUACCAGCAAGAAGUGUUACCAAUUUUUCAUCUGCGCAUGAUACUGACGGUAGUAUGACUAUAGACAAAUAUUUCAACACUGAUUUGAAAGAAAUUGAAGACCUAAAUCACGAUUCAGUUUGGAAUUUCCAUGUCUGGAAUGACGUAUGGAUGGCACGCCCAGAUCUGCCGCGUGGAUAUGGCGGAUGGCAAGCUAUAGAUGCGACUCCACAGGAGACAAGUGGAGGGAUUUACUGCAUGGGACCGAUGUCUUUGACUGCAAUCAAAUAUGGACAUGUAAACCUUCAAUAUGACGGACCUUUUGCAUUUGCUGAGGUCAACGGUGACAAAAUUAUGUGGAUGAGAUACGCACCAGGCAAAAUGCGAGUUAUGAAAAUUGAUAAAAGCAUAAUAGGUAAGUUCAUCAGCACAAAGAAACCAUUGGCACAUAGCACAAUAAACAACUGGAUGGCUGGUUCAGAUGUCGAUAGAGAGGAUAUCACUGACCAAUACAAAUUCAAAGAAGGUACAAAGGCAGAACGCACAGCAGUUCAAAAGGCCAGUCACCAGUCGUCCAUUGACAACGUGUAUGAAACUAGCAAGAAGGAUGUAGAUUUUGAGCUGAGUGUUGACAAAAACACAUUUAUUGGCGAACCAUUAAAGAUAGUGUUGAGAGUGAAAAAUAGAAGUAAAACGACACGAACUAUUUCUGGGCAUCUCAGGGUAACAACAAUGUUAUACACAGGUGCCACACAUAAAUCAAUUGUAAAUGGAAAUAUUCAGAAGAUUGUACUUACAGGAAGUGAAGAUGUGUCAUUCGGUCUGGAGGUUCCAGCGGCAGAGUAUUUAGAUAAACUGACGGACCACUGCUUUUUCAGUUUAACAUUUUCAUGUAUGGUCGAGGAAACAAACCAAACAACUGCCGAUACUGUGGAAGGCAGGCUUCGAAAACCUCAUCUAAGAAUAGAGACACCAGAUGUCGGCUAUGUCGGGCAGAUAUUCAGGGUACAGGCGUCCUUUAAGAACACACUACCUGUGAAAUUAACAAACUGUCAGCUACGCGUGGAAGGACCAGGAAAACAACGACCUGUCACCUACAAUGUGCAGAUGUAUGGUGGACGUUAUCCUGAAAUAGAGAGAAGAAAUGCACGUUGGGGGCGUUCGUAUAAUGAUUACACUCCAGAUUAUAUGGCCUCAAGAGAGCGGAUAUAUGGUGGACGUUUUCCCGAAAUAGAGAGAAGGGAUGCACGCUGGGGGCGUUCGUAUAACGAUUACACUCCAGAUUAUAUGACCUCAAACAACCGAGAGCGGAUGUAUGGUGGACGUUUUCCUGAAAUAGGGAGAAGGGAUGCACGCUGGGGGCGUUCGUAUAAUGAUUACACAUCAGACUAUAUGGCCUCAAACCGUUAUGGAAAUAACAACUCUACACAUGGAAGAGGAGGUUAUGACACAAUUAAAGUGUCUAGCAUCGACCUGUUCAUCAAGUACAAUACAGAGGCCCAUCACACUAAUGAGUUUGACAUAGCCAAUGCGCAAGCACACGGGGACAGCAGUGAAAUGCUGGUUGUGAGACGAGGUCAAGAGUUCUUCAUGAAUAUCAAGUUCAACAGGCCGUAUGAUGCAGCAACAGAUGACAUACGUUUAUUUUUCCAAUUUGGGAAAGCUGGUAGUUCGUCAAAGGAGAGUAAUGUAGUACUCUUCCCGUCAGCACGUUCUAGACCUAGUUUGAAUGAGUGGGGAGCUUCCAUUCACUCACAAGAUGGCGAUUCAGUGACGAUUGCUGUAGUUGCACCGCCAAGGUGUGCCGUCGGUAAAUGGUACCUGAAAAUAGAUGUGGGGAAAUCAGGGGUGAGCGUUAGACCAGAGGACUUCAGUUUUAAAUAUUCGGAUCCUAUAUACAUUCUUUUCAAUCCAUGGUGUAAAGAUGAUCAGGUGUAUAUGAGUGAAGAAGAAUUACUUAGAGAAUAUAUACUUAACGAGACUGGAAAACUAUACUGUGGAACUUCGGACAAGAUUACUCAUUUUCCAUGGAAUUUUGGACAGUUUUCAGGAAAUGUUCUGGACUGUGUGAUAUAUUUACUAGAUGUAUCCGGCCUGCCGGAUGAUGUACGCGGAGAUCCAGUCCUUGUUUCUCGUAGAAUCACAAGUUUGCUUAAUAGUAAUGACAACAAGGGGGUUCUUGUGGGAAAAUGGAGCGGAUCCUAUGCGGAUGGCACUCCGCCACUUAGCUGGACAGGAAGUGUUGAGAUCUUAGAAGAAUACUACAGCACCAGAAGACCGGUAAAAUAUGGACAAUGUUGGGUCUUCUCUGGACUUGUUACAGCAGUUUGCAGAGCUCUUGGUAUACCAGCAAGAAGUGUUACCAACUUUUCAUCUGCACAUGAUACUGACGGUAGCGUCACAAUAGACAUGUAUUACGAUAGUAACAUGGAUGAAAUCAGAGAACUAAAUCGCGACUCAGUUUGGAAUUUCCAUGUUUGGAAUGACGUAUGGAUGGUACGCCCAGAUCUGCCGCGUGGAUAUAGUGGAUGGCAAGCUAUAGAUGCCACUCCGCAAGAAAGAAGCGGAGGGGUUUACCGCAUGGGACCGACGUCUUUAACGGCUAUCAAAAACGGACAUGUUAAACUUCCAUAUGAUGGGCCCUUCGUAUUUGCUGAGGUCAAUGGUGAUAAAAUCACGUGGAUGAAAGACAACAGAGGCAAAAUGCGAGUAAUGACAAUUGACAAGGACUCAGUAGGGAAGUUUAUCAGCACAAAGAAACCAUUUGCACAUAGCUCGGCUGCUGGCUCAGCUAUCGAUAGAGAAGACAUCACUUACUUAUACAAAUUCGCAGAAGGUACAAGCGAAGAACGCACAGCAGUUAAAAAAGCACGUCGCCAGUUAGAAAUUGACGAAGUGAAUGAAACUAGCAUCAAGGAUGUACAAUUUGAGUUGAGUACAGACAAUAACACAUUUAUUGGCCAACCAUUAAAAUUGUCGCUGAGAGUCAAUAACAGAAGUCGGACGAAGAGAACUAUUUCUGGGCAUGUCAAAGUCACCACAACAUUAUACACAGGAGACACAUAUAAAGAUGUUGCGAGUGGAAGCCUUACGAAGGUGGUACUGGUAGCCCAUGAAGAUAAAUCAUUCUAUAUGGAUGUAUCACCAGAAAGGUAUAUGGACAAACUGGCGGACCACUGCAUCUUCAAUAUAAAAUGUUCAUUUAUGGUUGAAGAAACAAACCAAACCUUUGCGGAUACUAAGGAAGUCAGGCUUCGAAAGCCGCAUCUGAGCAUAGAGGCGCCUGAUAUAGGUUAUGUCGGGCAGACAUUCAGGGUUCGAGCCUCCUUUAAGAACCCACUACCUGUGGAAUUAACAAACUGUCAAAUGCGUGUUGAAGGACCAGGAAAGCCACGACCUGUCACCUAUAAUCUACAGAGUUCGUACUCAGGAGAAGCGUUAGUGAUUGAUAUGACCCCAGUGAAGCCUGGGGAGAAGGAUAUUAUAAUUAACUUCAGCUGUGAUCAGAUCUACGCCGUCAACGCAUCGCAUUCAAUAUAUAUCAAAAGAUAAAAAGUAAAGUAAAGUUACCAAGACCUGCUUGAAAUUUAAAAAAAAAUCGAAAUUCUUACCAAUCUGUUGAUAUUCUUAAACAAUUUUCUGUAAACUACUAGUAUGCUAGACAAUUCUUGUAUCAAGUGAAAGUCUAAUUCAAAUAUAACCAUCGAGAUGAAAAAUUAUGUUCCUCUGCGCACACUGAAGAUACAUUUGUUUGUGAAGAAGAAAAAAGCUCACAAAACUUAAACGAUAUUUCAUGCACUGUGUAUUUGGAAAAAAAUACGUGUUAGAACCAUAUACAUUGUACUUGUGUAUUAUUUCAUCAUUUACUGUCUUUUCUUCAG